GCGGUGCGGGAGACCAGGAGAGGAGCCAGGCGGGAGAGCAGCCAUCGCCUCGCCCUCUCGGUGACUUACCGGAGGGGAUGGGGAUGGGGAAAAAGGGAGGGCCGGCCGCCGCCUCCUCCGCGGUUGCACCAGAGAGCAGAGCUAACCCAGUGCUGCAGAGCUGAUCCAAAGGACGUUAUUGCUUGUGGAAAAGCUCCCAGGAACUUCACUACAGCCUGGACGUGUUCUUUUGACCUGCCUGCUGCAAAGCAGCUCGUGCUUUCGUUUGUAGUGUUUGCUCUAGGUUGUAUGGUUGCACCCUGGAAAUGGGAUGUCAGUCCCAUUCAGGGAGCAUAAAGGAAGAAAGAAAAUCUCCCCGUUGCCGCCGCAGUGACAGCGAGUGAGAGCCCGAGCAGGAAGAUGUCGACAGUCGCCUCAGCGAUCCAGGCUCCUCAGGGCCCUGUGAAUCCGCCGCCUCCAGAGGUGACAAAUCCCAAUAAACCCGGCAGGAAGACCAACCAGCUGCAAUAUAUGCAAAAUGUUGUGGUGAAGACCUUAUGGAAGCAUCAGUUUGCUUGGCCUUUCUACCAGCCUGUUGAUGCAAUUAAACUGAAUUUGCCGGAUUAUCACAAAAUAAUAAAAAACCCCAUGGAUAUGGGGACAAUCAAGAAGCGCCUGGAGCACAACUAUUACUGGAGUGCCAGUGAAUGUAUGCAGGAUUUCAACACCAUGUUUACAAACUGUUACAUUUAUAACAAGCCCACAGAUGACAUUGUCCUCAUGGCCCAAGCCCUGGAGAAGAUAUUCCUGCAGAAGGUUGCCCAGAUGCCACAGGAAGAGGUGGAAUUGCUACCCCCAGUUCCUAAAGGCAAAGGUCGCAAGCCCUCAGCGGGCACACAGAGCACAGGAGCGCAGCAAGCCGUGGCCGUGUCUUCCGUGUCCCCGCCGGCCCCGUUCCAGAACGUCCCUCCAGCCGUGUCUCAGACGCCCGUCAUCGCUGCCACCCCCGUGCCAACCAUCACCGCCAACGUCCCGCCUGUCGCCGCCCCUGCCGCCGCCGCCCCGCCGCCGCCCGCCGCUCCGAUCAUGCCCGUGGUGCCCCCCACGCCCCCGGUGGUCAAGAAAAAGGGAGUGAAGCGGAAAGCUGACACCACCACCCCCACCACGUCUGCCAUCACUGCCAGCAGGAGCGAGUCCCCCACGCCGCUCUCGGACCCCAAACAGGCCAAAAUCAUCGCGCGCAGGGAGAGCGGCGGCCGCCCCAUCAAACCACCAAAGAAAGACCUGGAGGAUGGAGAGGUCCCUCAGCACGCAGGGAAGAAGGGCAAACUCUCUGAGCACCUCAAGUACUGUGACAGCAUCCUCAAGGAGAUGCUCUCCAAGAAGCACGCAGCCUAUGCAUGGCCCUUUUACAAGCCCGUGGAUGCAGAGGCCUUGGAAUUACAUGACUAUCACGAUAUUAUCAAACACCCCAUGGAUCUCAGUACUGUGAAAAAAAAGAUGGACAGUCGGGAAUACCAGGACGCACAAGGUUUUGCAGCAGAUAUUCGGUUAAUGUUCUCGAAUUGUUACAAGUACAAUCCUCCAGACCACGAGGUGGUGGCCAUGGCCAGGAAGCUCCAGGAUGUUUUUGAGAUGAGGUUUGCAAAAAUGCCCGAUGAGCCUGCAGAGGCUCCCCCUCCACCUCCCCCAACAGCCCCAGUGGUGAGCAAAAGCACAGAGAGCAGCCACAGCAGCGAGGAGAGCUCCUCAGACUCCGACAGCUCCGACUCCGAGGAGGAGCGGGCGACUCGGCUGGCCGAGCUCCAGGAGCAGCUGAAAGCCGUCCAUGAGCAGCUGGCUGCACUGUCCCAAGCGCCAGUGAACAAACCAAAGAAAAAAAAAGAGAAGAAGGAGAAAGAGAAGAAAAAGAAAGAUAAAGAGAAAGAAAAAGAAAAGCACAAAGUCAAAGCUGAGGAGGAGAAGAAACCCAAGGUGGCUCAACCACCAAAACAAACCCAACAGAAGAAAGCCCCAGCUAAGAAAGCAAACAGCACAACCACAGCUAACAGGCAGCCCAAGAAAGGAGGCAAACAGGCAUCUGCAAGCUACGACUCGGAUGAGGAGGAGGAAGGGCUGCCCAUGACCUAUGACGAGAAACGACAGCUCAGCCUGGACAUCAACCGCCUGCCCGGGGAGAAGCUGGGCAGGGUGGUCCACAUCAUCCAGUCCCGGGAACCUUCCCUCAGAGACUCCAAUCCCGACGAGAUUGAAAUAGAUUUUGAAACCUUGAAGCCCACAACGUUACGAGAACUGGAGAGAUACGUGAAAUCUUGUUUACAGAAAAAACAAAGGAAACCAUUUUCUGCCAGUGGCAAAAAGCAAGCAGCAAAGUCAAAAGAAGAGUUAGCUCAGGAAAAGAAGAAAGAACUAGAAAAACGGUUACAGGACGUCAGUGGGCAGCUAAACAACAACAAGAAGCCUGCAAAGAAAGAGAAAUCCGGCUCGGCUCCCUCCGGAGGCCCUUCCCGGCUCAGCAGCAGCUCCUCCUCCGAGUCGGGGAGCAGCAGCUCCAGCGGCUCCAGCUCGGACAGCAGCGACUCGGAAUGAGCUCGGACACUGGGACACAACCCCCAAACGGACACCCCUGCUCUGCAGUGUCCCCUCCCCUCCUCCUCACCCCUGCUCUCACCUGGGCAGCUUUCAUCCCCUCUCUCUUUUCUCUGACUUUUUAUUUUAUUUUUUAACUCAGUGUUACAAAUUUCCUUUUUUUUUUUUUAAUUUUUUUUUGGGGUGGGGGGAGUGGGCUCACUUUUAAUAGGUCAAAGAUCUUUGAGUGUGUGUGUGCGUGACUAGACUUUAUGACAAAUAGUUCCCUUUGCAUAAAGUCUCUAAAAUUUGCAUUUAUCCGGAGAAAAUUGGUCGGAAAUGGAAGAACUUCGAGCUCUUAGCAGGAGAUAAAUAGACAAUUCUGCAAGGUUUGUAGUACAUUUCCCUCCCAGCCCUUCCCUCUCCCCAGAAUAUUCUCUUUUAAUAAGCCUGCCUGGCUCACACAAGGUAAAAACCAUCUUUUUUUAAAGAAAUCUCUGUAAAAUGGUACUGUAUCUGAAAGAUGUUAGCUUUUGAACUAGUUGGUGUAUUUGUUAUUAGCACUAGUAUUCUUAAUCUCCAAGUUUACAGCGUGAUGAAAAUGUCAGAUGCUAUCAUCUUUUUACAUAAAAACAACAAAAAAAAAAUUCAAAAAAAAUUCUCAUGUACUGUGGAUUGCUAACAUGCUUUUUUUUUUAAUCUUGGUAGAGGCAUAGGCACCUGUUCAGGAAGGUCUUGAAGCAUGAAUUUAACUUUUAAGCACACGAACAAUAGAAAUGGUUGCAUUUCUUGGUUUUCCACUCAAAAGCUUCACUUUUCCUGGGGAUUCAUUGGGAAGAAGGGAGCAAUGACACGCUCAAGCUUCUUGGGAAUGCUAUUUUUACCAUUAAACAGAUAAUUUCCAGGAAAUGGGAUGCUCUCUAUGAAAGUUUUCAUGGAAUUGACAGGAGUUUUUUUUGGCUGUCAGCUGGAGCUGGGAGUGAUUCCUGCAGUGACCAGGAGAAGUCAUGUGCUCAUUACUGGGCUCAUUUUGGGCAUUUUCUCCAUGACCAACACCUCAGGCUGGGCUUAAAAUAAAGCAGCACUUGAGCUCCAGCUGAGGCUGAGCUGGCAGGGGAAGUGGAGAGGGAUUUUGUGUGGGUUUGGGCUUUUUGCUUCUGAGUUUGCUUUGCUUUUCUUCCCUCUCCUCAUCGUUCUCCUAGAGAGGGGAUGCUCCUCCUGUGUCAGGCAGGGUUUCAAGUUCCAGGCACUGAAAUGUUUUACCUCAAUGAAAAGAAGAAAGAGAGGAGGGAGAAGAAAAAAAAAGCUAAUUUUUUUAAAGCUUGCUGUUUUUUUCAGUCCAGCCUAAUGUUUUGACCUGCACUGCUGCAAUACACCCUGGUUUCAGGUUCCCUAAUUUCAUGUAUAUACCAUGACUUUAUUUAUUAAACACCAUUGGUUGUUUAAAAUGUAAUUAAACUUAACAAAAGCAAAGCUGGGGUUUUGCAGGCCAGCAGACAGGAAGACUUCUAAUGAGGUUUUGAACCAGAUUUAAAACAAACAAAUGAAACAACAACAAAGCAAAUAAAAACCCACAACUUUAUUUAUAUACCUUGGACUUUCUACCUACAGGUGCUACAGUCCAGUCUCUUGUGUGUCUGCUGCUCUGUCAUGUUUGGUGUGUUGUUUUUUAGAUUUUUUUCUCUCCUCUUUUCACCCCAGCCCCCUUUUUUCCUGUUUUGUACAGAUUUUGAAGACAUACACUUCAAUACAAUUUUAUUUUCUCAGUGGUCUUUUUUCCUCCCCUCAUUUUUUGUUUUGGUAGAACAAUGGGGGUUUUUAUCCUUUUCUAAUCCAAUUUUAGGAAAACACCAAUUCUAUAAUUAUAUCAAAUUUGUAAUCUGAGGGGCAGAAGUUUUAUUGUAAAGAAAAAAAAAAUAUACAGAAAGUUGAACAGAAAGUUCUGCACUUCCAGCUGCAGCCCUGCUCAGUGCCAGGCACCACUGCCCAUCAGCCAAGGGUCAUUCGCUGGACACUUGGGCCUCUCAAAAAUGUGCUGCUGACCAGAGAUUCUUUCCCACAGCAAUUGAAAAAAAAAAAAAUUUUUUUAUUUUUACUGAAAUUCAUUAUUUUUCUUUUCCAUUAACAAUAUAAUUCAGUUUUGAUUUUUUUAAACCUUCCCCCAGACAGAUCCCUGGUAAUAUAUUUUCAGAAUUUACUAUGAGGAAAUGUAAUAUUCACCUAAUUAAGAGCUUGGGUUUCUUUUUAACGGGGUUGGGUUUCACCUGUGUUUUCUCCUGUUGCCUGCGACUUGAAUGAUCAAAACCAAGGAAUAUUUUAAGGAAUAAUUGCAACCAAUUCACUGCCAUGGCUUUUGGAUAAACAAACUCCCAGUUUUCCCUUCCUGGGACCUUUUCCUGCGUGCUUGACCCUGAGCUGUGGUGGUGGCUUCUGUGGGGAGGACAAAACGGAGGUGACAGCUUCACUGCCACAAAAAAUAAAAUGGGAAUUUCAUCUCUGGCACCAUCCUCUGACAUCAGGAACAGUCUCUGGAACACACAGACAUCCCUGCAGGAGCCACAGGGCUGCCUCACCAGAAUUAAUUGGGAAAGCUGGAGCCAGAGGGUUGAGGAGCACGUGUGAGGUGAUGGGAAAAGGCGUGACCCGAGGAGGAUCCCUGUUGGAGCUGGAAAACCAUCCCAGCCCGGGGAUUUUCCAGGAAAACAACCUGCCAAGGCCACCACGGGAUGGGAAGAAUCUGCUGCACAUCUUCGAUCCACCAGCUGCAACUUGGGCUUCCACUUCUUGGGAAACUUUGCGUGGAAAGUGAGGCGUUCCCAAGGGAAUGGAGCAAGGAGAAAUCCAUUGUGGCAUGACUGAGGGAAGAAUUUGGUGAUUCCUCACUUCCAAAUGCUGUCCUUACACUUUUCCAUUUCCCAGCUUAUUUGUUGUGCUCUUUAUCCCCACCAUGUCCAUGGGGGUGCCUCUUGUACAUCCUGAGUUUCUCCAGGAAAGAAAAGAUGUUUCCAGUCCGGAGUAAGUAGCAGCAGUCCUAAAUGAGUUGGGAACUGAAGCAACAGAGCAUUUAUUUAACUGAAUUUUACUGCAUGACACGUCAGUCCAGAUGUCGCAAAAUAACUUGGAAACGAACAAACACACAACGUUUGAAGAACAUUUUUAAACUUAAGAAUAAAAAACAAAAAAAAAAAAAGGAAAAAAAAUUAAAGUUUUUAUGGUAGAAUUUUUCUUGAAUUAACAAAGUUUAACUUUGUUUUCCAGGGGAAACUUCACUGAAAUCAGUAUGAUUUCAUAUGUAUGCAUACACACAGAGUUUUAUUGAAAACUGCUUUUUUCGGAUGAAUUCCUGUUUUGACAAAAUAUCUGACCAGACCUUUCUCAAUCAACCAGCAUUACUGCACCUUUUAAAAAACUUUGUGAACCUUUUUUCUGAUUGUAAACUCAGCCUGUCUCGUGGGACCAGAGGGAGAUCCCCAUCCCAGCGACCGAAGGAAUAUCUCAGCUCUCUGCACGCCAAAUGUGUCAUCCACACAACAAAAUCAUUUCAAUUUUUGUACUGAUGUGGUUUGAACCUUGCCCACCCCCAGGGAGUGAUGUUUCAGGGCUGUGUCACUGCUGGGAGGGUGGUGACCCCCAAACACACGCAAACAUCGUUUCUGUUUUUGGGGAAUCCACAGCUGAGUUCCCCCUGAGCUCUCUUCCCUCUUCUCUACGUGGUAGAAGCAGACUGCAAUUAUCUAAUCUAGUUCUUUCUCUGCUUUGGGGACUCUUAGAGCAGUUUUAAUUUUGAGUUUUUUUCCUUGUUUUGAAAGGAAUGAUGUUUUUUUAAAGCUGGGGUUGGAGCUGAGGGGAAGGGAUCGGGACAUGACAAAGACAAACCACAAUGUUUUUAGUACUGGAUUUUUAAUUCUCAGUCUCUUCUUAACCCUGAGCAGUUACCACUAUGGUUAACUGGUGGGCAGGCUCUGCAUCAGUAAAGAGAAAUUUAGGAUUCCUUACACAGCAGCAUUAUCUUGCUUGAGCUGCAUUUUGUAAAGAAAAUGGUAUUUGCAUAUCUUUUUAAAAUGUCAUUUUUAAAAAAAUAAAUUAAACCACCAGCUAGGAUUUGACACAGGCCACUUAGAACACAGCCCUGAUACUGGCAUAACCAAUCCAGAAAGAUUUGUUGUUGUAUUUUUUGUUUUGUUAUUUUUGGGUUUUUUUAAUAUUUAAAAAAAAAAGAAGAAGAAAUUGUUAUUACUUUUCUGUAUGAUGUGCAUGCAAAUUUACCGUAACUCUUUUUCUUAAAACUUUUUAGUGCCAUUUCUAGUAUAUUCCUGUAAAUGUCAGUUAUUGAAAAGAAAUGAGUCAAUGUAAGUAGUUUAGCUUGUUUAUUGCAAAUUGCUGGCCUCAAACAAAACAGAAUUAAAAAAAAAAAAGAGUUAGAAAGUAAUCUUUGAUGUUACUGGUAAUCACGGACCCUGAUGCUGGGGCAUUCGUUUUGUUUUCAUAAUAAAAAGAAAAAUUGU
This is a messenger RNA of Taeniopygia guttata (zebra finch), 7052 nucleotides long. Lineage: Eukaryota; Metazoa; Chordata; Aves; Passeriformes; Estrildidae. The record is from RefSeq and is a predicted model, not a curated record.